ACAUUUCUACGGUGCGGUGGUUCAAAUUGGUGGCUAACUAAAAUCAGCAAAUGCUAAGCAACGCGUGCUAAUAACGAGACUUACAAAUCAAAUCAGAUUCUAUCAAAAAACAAUAAGAAGUGCUGUGAAUUUGUGCCCGUUUGGCCAAAAAUAAACGAAAUCUUCAAAACUAACUAACGUGGCAGCAUGUCGUUUGCUCUUACCAGCUGACAUUGACUAAGAGGCCUGUUAAGCGAGCAACACUCAAAUAGGAUACAGGAUAUAUAAAUAUAUAUAUAUAAAUAUAUAUAGGAAUAACUUAUCGUAUAUAGAGUUUAUAUACAGUCCAACAAAAUGGCUAUGCAAUACCACAACUACAACAGCAGCACACGCUACGAGAUGGUCGUUGAGAUAGCCAACAUUGCAUUAGAUGAGUUUAAAACACAUCAUCUGACCCGCAACUACACGGGGCUGGUGCAGCGCUACUACCAGCUCGUCGAGGAGGAUUACGGCGAUCCGCGUGCUGUACGCUUUCCCCUUAUGGAGCAUCCGCUCUUCACAUUCGGCCUGGUCGCCAUCUAUUUAUCCUGGGUGCUGGUGUUGGGUCCUUUCUUUAUGCGAGACCGCAAACCCUUCCAGCUGCGCCGCACACUUGUCGUUUACAAUGCCUUCCAGGUGCUGCUCAGCGGCUACAUGUUCUAUGAGCAUUUAAUGGCAGGCUGGCUGAACUACUACAAUCUGAAGUGCCAACCGGUUGACUAUUCGGAUGGGCCCAUGUCUAAGCGGAUGCUGAAUCUGUGCUACAUUUAUUAUCUAUCCAAGCUAACAGAGUUCGCCGACACCGUGUUCUUUGUGCUGCGCAAGAAAUCAUCGCAAAUCACCUGGCUGCAUGUCUAUCAUCAUUCGGUGACGCCGCUGGAGACCUGGGUGCUGGUCAAGUUCCUGGCAGGCGGCAAUGCGACAUUCCCCAAUCUGCUGAACAACUUUGUGCAUGUGUGCAUGUACUUCUACUACAUGAUGUCCGCCAUGGGACCGGAGUAUGCCAAAUUUUUGUGGUGGAAGAAAUACAUGACGGAGCUGCAGAUCGCGCAGUUUGUGCUUUGCAUUGUGCAUACCACACGAGCGCUCUUCAGCAAUCAGUGCCAGUUCUCCAAGUUUAUCUCGGCGCUUCUGCUGCUGAAUGCAUCCAUAUUCUUCUGCCUCUUCAUGAACUUCUAUAUGCAGAGCUACCGGAAGUCCAAGGCUCAGCAGCAGCAGCAGCAGCAGCAGCUGGCGGCGGGAGCGUUAAGCUCGAAAGCUGAUGGCAACAACAACAACAACAGCGCACUACAACAGGAUAAGCAGCAGCAACAGGAGCAGAUCCUGGCGCACAAAUUGAAGGCCCACUAGGCGACUAUUGCGACAAAAAAUAGAGAGAAAAAAAUGCUUCCAAGCGCUGCUCGCUUGCUAAAAGCUGUAAAAUACGAUAGAAAUUGGUGUUGGUUCACAAGGCGGGCAGCUCGCCAAUUUGGAAGUCGUUUUUGGUACAAAGGUUUUACUUUAAUUCAAAUGGGGAGCCAUAAAUGUGUUUAGCUAGAACUGCAAAAAAUGCCCAAAAAAAAAAAACAAAAACAUAAAAGAAAAAAGAAAGAGAAUAAAAAAUCGAAUGCUUAGCCAGCAUAGAUUUUGAUUUUCUGCCAGGGGUUAUGCAAUAUAGUGUAAAUAGAAAGAUAAAUAUAUGUCUGGGUUUAAUUUUGUUGCACCUACUGACCAUAUAGAUAACUUUGCUUGAUUGCUUGUCAAUGUAUCUUAGAUAACUAAAGUAGAACUGGGUCAAUUUUUACGAUCUUAAGCAUAAGUUUAAGUCAUUUAAUUUUAGAACCUCGAAAAUGCGCGCCGCUAACAAAUAGAUACAUAAAUA
This is a messenger RNA of Drosophila novamexicana, 1879 nucleotides long. Its product is annotated as elongation of very long chain fatty acids protein 1. Gene Ontology annotation, cellular component: endoplasmic reticulum membrane. The transcript has 6 exons. Bases 334 to 1368 code for a protein of 344 amino acids. Gene Ontology annotation, molecular function: fatty acid elongase activity. Gene Ontology annotation, biological process: sphingolipid biosynthetic process; fatty acid elongation, monounsaturated fatty acid; very long-chain fatty acid biosynthetic process. The record is from RefSeq and is a predicted model, not a curated record. Lineage: Eukaryota; Metazoa; Arthropoda; Insecta; Diptera; Drosophilidae.